GUGAAGACUUUUAACGAUAUCUUCAAAACGACAAUCACUUCAUAUAUUAGUGGUUAAGAGUGACAGACAUUGAGUGAUAAUGUCUUCGGAAAGCGACAACACGACGAAGUACUUGAUCCAGUCAUUGAUGUGGAGACAGUGCGUGAGCGAAGACAACUUGAAGCGAUUGGUGACCAAAUGCAAGAGAGGCGAAGAGGCGGCCACUGAAGCGAGCAAUGAAUUGGUGGCCGAAGUGGUCACUCGUGUGAACCGACAGAUGAGGGCUUAUAAUAUUUCUGUGAGUCGCGGACCCAAUGAGAGCGACGGCACCAUCUAUUACGCCCUCAUCAACACCGCCGACAACGACAUCACAAGAAUGGCCAACAGUUGGUCGCAGAAGGAGUUGUUGUAUUUCAGGAAAUUGAUGGCCGCUAUCAUUGAAAACAAAAACUCUUGCAUCGCGUCCACAAAGAUGUUGAACAUUGGCCGCGAAGACGACAUUAAGUUCUCGCUCCCGGUCUCCGAAACUCUGACUAACAAAUGGGUGGAACAGAAGUGGUUCGAAGAUGUGUCCGACGGGAAGAUUGCGAUCGGAAUCCGGACACUACUCGAGAUGAGUGUUUAUAUCAGAGAGCGGUUUGAAGUGCAGGACUGCUUUCGAUGCAAAAUCCUGUGCAUCCGUGGCUUAAAUUGCAUGAGUUGUGACACAAAACUGCAUUACCACUGCUCUGACGUGCAAUUUAUACCCGACAACAAGUGUCCCAAUUGUGCGAAACAAUUCGCGUCGACGACCACUCAAAACACCAAUCAAAGUGAUAGCGAUUCGGUGGCCAAUGAUAGCACACAAGGGGUCAACGGUUCGGCACACAAUCAUCGUAUCGAUGAUAGCACUGAUGAAGAGACUGUUGAGGAUUUAAACGAAGCGAUUGUUGGGGAUUCAGACGAAGAACCCAUUCAACGACGAAGAAGUGGUCGAUCCAAACGAUCCAGACUUUCAUAA
Medioppia subpectinata is the source of this 979-nucleotide messenger RNA. The record is from the annotation of a GenBank genome assembly. NCBI's taxonomy places the organism in Eukaryota, Metazoa, Arthropoda, Arachnida, Sarcoptiformes, Oppiidae.